Messenger RNA from Puccinia triticina, 240 nucleotides. RefSeq lists its product as uncharacterized. The transcript has 2 exons. Lineage: Eukaryota; Fungi; Basidiomycota; Pucciniomycetes; Pucciniales; Pucciniaceae. The coding region runs from base 1 to 240 and encodes 79 amino acids. The record is from RefSeq and is a predicted model, not a curated record.
AUGCCCCUUGCCCAAGUGAAAAAGGCAAAUGUGGAAGUGACCAUCAAUGCGCCGCACAAUGUCGCAGCAGCUGCGUUCAAGGAGUUUGUUGUCAUGUUCGUCAAACAGCUCGACAAACUCUGGGCCGACUGCGAGGAGCGCAUCAAAUUGUCGGAGGAGGAAGGACGUACGCAGGUCGCUUUUUUCGAUCUCACUAUCAACAAAGACGACAUUGAGGUGAUACUCCCCGAUCGCGGAUGA